AUGCAUCUUAACACAGCUCCGCUUGCCAUUGCCCUGGCAAUUAUUCUCUCUACAUCGUCCCAUGUCAUCGCCGCUCCACACCGACGACACCACGCAUUUAUCGAAAGAUCCACUGACGAUCUAUCGAAUAAUAAAAACGAACAAGUUGACCAGCGAUAUGCGCAUGGGCCAAUGCAUCCAGCCACGCCGCCGCCUCAACUCUUUCCUACGACCACAUCGUCAUCAUCAGUCACGGUAGCUACUGUCAAAACAGUCACAGUGUUUCCAUCACCAGUCAAGGCACCAAGUGCAACAUUUGCACUGCCUCUGGGUAUGCCAAUCCCCGAUGGGACUAGACGGCCAGUGACUUUAGUACCUCCUCCUAGUUCUACUACUAUUACUGCUGCUGUUACUUCAUCCUCAUCUUCGACUACCUCCACGAAAUCUAGCACGAGUUCAAAGGAAACAACAUCAACAACAAAGAAGUCCUCUUCAGUCAAAGCAACAAAUGCAGCCUCUUCGUCGUCAGUAGUAGCCUUUUCAUCAUCGGUUUUUGUUGCCACUCUCCCAUCAAGUACAUUAUCCAUCACCAUCAGCAUACCGACGUCAAUUUCCAUACCAUCUUCAAUCGCAAUUCCAAGCAUCACCUUACCAUCAUCCGUUGCCGCACUUUCCAGCAGUGCUAUUGCAGAAGCCCUCUCAGCCCUGUCUGGCACAACUCGCAAAUGCUGCUCAGCCGUGCACGACGUAUCGAGCACCAAGAACAACGACAACAACGGUAUCGACCUCGUAGAUUUUGUCGGUGACUUGAUUCCGGGCUUCGAUUGGGACUUCCUCCAACAAUUAGAUACUACGAUUGGGCUUAAUUGCGUCGAUAUCAACGAGGACGAUGUUGAUAGCAGCACUGGUGAUGAUGAAGUGUGCUGGGAUGUGGUCAGUUGCUGCGAGAACCAGGAAGUCAACAUCUCAGGUUCGGUGUUUUUAGGCUGUGUGCCACUUGUUUAA
This is a messenger RNA of Talaromyces atroroseus, 984 nucleotides long. RefSeq lists its product as hypothetical. The record is from RefSeq and is a predicted model, not a curated record. Gene Ontology annotation, molecular function: structural constituent of cell wall. Bases 1 to 984 code for a protein of 327 amino acids. NCBI's taxonomy places the organism in Eukaryota, Fungi, Ascomycota, Eurotiomycetes, Eurotiales, Trichocomaceae. Gene Ontology annotation, cellular component: fungal-type cell wall. The transcript is spliced from 3 exons.